Molecule: messenger RNA, 3615 nt
Organism: Drosophila busckii
Lineage: Eukaryota; Metazoa; Arthropoda; Insecta; Diptera; Drosophilidae
Gene: Rsod
Exons: 9
Coding region: 110-3583 (1157 amino acids)
Biological process (GO): superoxide metabolic process
Molecular function (GO): metal ion binding
Source: RefSeq, a predicted model, not a curated record
CAGUAGAAUGUGAAAGUGCGCGUAGACGUUUAUAAAUUAUUGUAUAAAACCAAAAGAUUUGUUAAUUAAUUAAGUAAAUCGUAACUUUUUUGUAAGCUAAAUUUAAGCCAUGAGUCAUGGUACUCAGCUGGCAACAUUGCUCUGCGUAUUUGUAGUUUACGGAGUUGCAACACAAAGUGGUGCGUCCGCUCAACAUCUGAUUGCGUAUAUCUCGCAGCAUGGCUUGCAUGGUGAGAUUACCUUUCGCCAAGUGGAUGCUCAAAAUGUAGAGAUCAAGGCUAAUUUGGAGGCUACACUGCAGUAUCCGGAGCAGGUCUGGAGCUGGGCAGUGCGUCGCUUUCCUGUGGACUACACCAACAUAGAUGCGGAUGAGCGUUGUGAACUGGAACGCUUGGGCGCACAGAUCUUGAGCUUUGAUGAGCCGCUGGACUAUUUGGUGCUGCCUGGCAAUGAAAGCGCCACCUGGCGGCAUGAAAUGCAGCUCAUAGGCGAUCAGGGCAUCUGGGGCAAGUCGCUGGUGCUAACCGAAGUCAAUUCUCAGGCACGCAUUUGCGCCACGAUCACCACAGUGCAGAGUUCGGUGGAGCAUAUGGCUGAGGCACGUUUCGAUACGCCCAUUGCUGGCUCUGUUUACUUUCGCUGGCUGGCGCCAACAGAGGGCGCUAGUGGGGAUACGCUGAUCUACUCGGACCUGUUUCAUAUACAAGAGCAAACCGAUGGCAUUACAGCUCAACACAGCGCGCACUUUACCAAGCAUCACUGGAAGAUCUUUGUCACCGAUAUAUUCAAGCACGAUCAUCAUCGCACCGAGGACAAUUGCAACUUUUUGCAGUUGGUGUUUGAUCCGCAGGGCAGUGGCGCGGGUCAGGGAAUCGGUGAUCUGGAUACGCGUCUGGGCAACAUUGGCGUGGCCAAGAAUGCGCUGCGCAAGCCACAGCGUAGUGUCUAUCGUGAUGCGCAGCUGGCGCUGCUACCUUCCGACUUGACCAUACCACAUCGCACGCUCUACUUGGUGCUUUUUGACCAUCAGCAUCCGGAAGACUAUUUGGCCUGCACCAAGAUUAGACACGUGCAAACGCUGACAUACAAAACCUUCAUCAAUGCUGGUGGCGUGAAGGGCGAAGUGACAUUUCAACAGCGCUCCAAGUUCGAUCCAACCUUUCUCAACUUUACGCUCUCUACGCCUUCGGCGCAGCAUGUAAGCCGCAAGUUUGCUGAGGAUGUGGCAGCCUUUCGUCUACAUCGUCUGCCGCCUGCGCCGCAACGUGUUGGUCAAGCCGACUACUGCGAUACUACAGCAGAGCUCUAUAAUCCUCGCGAGCUGGCUCAGGAGCAUGUGCCGCCACCUGGCUAUGGCACGCAGGAGCAGUAUGCUUUGGGUGAUCUGACGGGCAAGCUGCAGGGUCGUAAUAAGCACUACUACCAUCAGUAUGUGCUGCCUGGCACUAGCUCCGAGCUCAGCGGUCUCUAUUGGGAUGUCUAUUUGCCGUUGCAGGGCCGGCACAGCAUUGCUCAACGUAGUUUGGUUAUCUACACGCACAAUCGUCAGGAUGUGCACAACAUUAGUCAAAGCAUUUGGGGCUGCGCUACAUUGAAUCAAUAUCAAAAGCAAGGACUGCAACAGCAGCCCAUGUUUACGGCUCAGGUGCUCUUUCGUUAUCCUGUCGUGGGUCGCGUCAUUCUGCGUCAGGCUGCUGAGCAGCCCUGGCAGGACACGCAUGUAAUCUUCGAGUAUCUUAUCCAAGCGGAUGGCUCCACGCAGAACAGCACCUUCGAGCACCGCUGGGGCAUACAUAGUAAUCCGCCUGGUAAGGAUUUCUACGACUGGCAGAAUCGGUGUCUUUCCGCUGGCCCAAUCUUUAAUCCCACCAAGUCCGAGUGGGGCAAUCGUAGCGUCGAGCAAUACUGUCGUCCUGAGUUGCCCGCCAUGUGUCCAUUGGGUGCGCUGGAUGCGCGUUUGGGCAGGCUUACCAUAGCGGGAGGCAAGCGCCAGGCCCGUCAGCUUAGCCGGCGCAUGUUCACCGAUGGCAAUCUGCCCUUGUCCGGGCGUCACAGCAUCUUGGGUAAGUCGCUCGUCAUCUACGAUGACAAUGGUCCUAAGGCGCGUGGUGAGCGCUUGGCUUGCUCCAGCGUCAUUGGUCACUAUAGACGCAAAGUGGUCGCCAAGGAGUGGUAUGCCAAUGGCGAUGAUGUGACUGUCAGCGGCAAAAUGGAGAUCACACAGCAGUCCGAGUAUGACAUAAGCAAUGUGGAGGUGCAGCUCAAGGGAUUGCAAGGCAACAGCGGCUAUCAUAUACACAUGACGCCUGUCGAGGCCAACUUGGCGUUUCCUUGCGAGGCAAGCACUCUCUAUGGCAUCUGGAAUCCAUUGGACGUUAAUGCCAAGUCAGCGCCACCGCCCAAGCAGGGCACAAGCGAUCAAUACGAAAUGGGCGAUCUGAGCGGCAAAUUCGGACGCCUCAAUGGACUGACGCAGUACGAGGAUGCCUAUAAUGACACCAAUCUGCCGCUCUUUGGCUAUAACAGCAUCAUUGGCCGCUCGGUGGUGAUACAAAAGCAGCGCAAAAAUGAGCGCUGGGCAUGCAGCACACUGGAGCGUGGCUAUAGUCCCAGCGAGGCACGUGAGCUGCGCGCCAUUGCCUCAUUUCAUCAUCCCACGGGCUAUGCCUAUGGUUAUAUAAGAAUGACCCAGCUAAUACACACCGAUGGCAGUCAGUCCGAGACGGUGAUUGAGGUGAAACUGCGUCAUCCGGGCAAGAAUGAUCGCAAUAGCACACGCAAUCACAAUUGGCAAAUCUUUGUGAAUCCCGUGGGCGUUGAUGCGGCGGUCAAGCCAACUGCCACACGUUGCGUGGCGGGCGGUUAUGUUUGGAAUCCUUACUACACACAGCUGGCGGAUCCUUUAAAUUUGGAUCUUUAUGAACAGGAGUGUGGUGCGGACAAUCCCCUACGCUGUUAUGUGGGCGAUGUGGGUGCGCGCCUUGGCACGAUAGAUCUUGGUGGUGAGCGUUCCAUGUUCACAGACUCAAACUUUCCACUCGAAUCACCUGUGGGUGCCAUUGGACGUUCUAUUGUUAUAUUUGGACCGGAUCAUUCGCACGAUCGCUUCGCCUGCGCCAACAUUGAGCCCGAUCACAAUGUCAUCAAGUACAUCAAUUUGCAGAAGCCACCACGUUUUGUUGUCGCACAAUUUCUGGAAGAGCUGCGCACUGUCAUGGGCAUACCCGAGUGGAUGUUGGACGUGGAUGCACGCAAGACCAAGGAGCUGCAUGGCGGUGCCUGCAUUCAAAUGAUUAUACACUUCAAGGGUCCGAUUGCGCAUCGUCUAGAGUUGGACAUGUCGCGUCUAAUAGCAGCAGGACGACUCGAUGCGCCCAGUCUGUAUGUACCCGGCUAUGUGAAUCAAAAGCGCAAGCCGACCAUCUCCUAUCGCACCUGUGGUGUGCGUGAUCCAAAUGAAAAGCGCAUGAAGAGCAACAAGAGUCGAUUCUUAACUAGUUCAGCUAAUACACUGCCAAAGUCGUCUUACCUUUUAGCCACGUUAGUCAUUAGCCUGGUUUGCAAUACACUUUUGUAUAUAUAAAAUAGUUUAUAACCUAAAAAUGCAUUAAACGC